Onthophagus taurus is the source of this 5958-nucleotide messenger RNA. The record is from RefSeq and is a predicted model, not a curated record. Lineage: Eukaryota; Metazoa; Arthropoda; Insecta; Coleoptera; Scarabaeidae.
UUUCUUUAAAACGUCUUUUAUUUCAUCCUUAAAUCUCCAUUCGUUUUUGAGAUACGAUUUUUUGAAUUCUUAAAAUCUAAAACGAUCAAAUUUUAAUCUGUCACCUAUCAAAACAAUAUGAAACUGUCCGCUGAUCUUUUUAGAAGAGAUAAAUUAAAGUAUAUUGAUGAUGAUACAACAACAGCAGUAGAACAAAUUUGUUAUAAACCCCUCGAAGUAAAACCAUGCGCGAUUAAUUUCCAGUGUACAAAUCGAAGUCGAGAAUUAUAUAUGAUAAUUGACGCCGUUUAUGUAGUCGAUUUAAUGUUAGCGGCUGUAGUAAAAUUUGCAAAACGAUUAAAAUUAACUCAAUCAGAAAUCACAAGACGACCGUCAUUUGUGGUAAUAUGCGAUAUUUACUCAUUAAUACCCCAAGAAUUACUUUAUUCUGGUAACGAGAAUUAUUUGUGUGUAAUGAGAGUGAAUCGAGCGUUUAGAUUCGUUCGAUUGGGUUAUAUGCUAUAUAAAUCUUAUAAUCAUAUAAGCAGGCAUAUUUUGAUGUACAUCGUUGAUUAUUCUUUGUUAUUUACUUUACUUGGAUUUAUUAGAUUUUGUGUUUAUUGCACAAUGGCUUGCGGGGGAGAAAUCUGUGUAAAAUCGGCGUGUGAUGCUAAAAAUUUUUUGAGAGGAUUAAUAUCAUCAAUGCAACAUAUUAACGAACGAAGAGUUGAAAACCAAUUAUAUUACACUCUUGUAUGGGCUGUUUAUAUAUUAUGUACGGUUUCUUUGGGAUUUUUUUUCCGAGGUUUAUUCACUGUUCAUUUAAUUCGUCGAGGUACACAUCAACACAUUUAUAUGUAUCGACAUAAAUUGGUGCGACUUAGAAAUAAAUUAUUUAACAUACCUGAAUAUAUAAGGAAUUCGGCCGAAAAGGGGUUUAAAAUAUAUUGGGAACAAUGUCGUGGUUAUUCAAGAAGCAAAAAUAUUUUUAUUAUUUUAUCCCCGGUGAUGUUUUCUGAGAUAUUAAUGGAUAUUAGUUGGCCCGCUUUUAAACAUUCGAAAUUAUUUAGAAGUAUGAAUUUGCCGUUUUUGCGAGAAGUCUCGUUGUAUAUGGAACAAAUUUAUUUAUUACCCGGCGAGAUUAUUUACAGAAAAGGGGAAUUAAAACAGAAGAUGAUUUACGUCGUUUCCGGUACAAUUUCGAUUUUAUCCGAAGAAGACGGCGAAACUCCGAUUAUUUCUUUCACAUCCGGCACGGUAAUCGGCGAAACUUCCUUAUUUUUAUCAUCGAAAUCGACGAAUUUCGUUCAAUGCCAAACUUUUUGUCAAUUACACAUUUUAGAACAACAAAAAUUGUCGAGGAUUUCCUCCAAAUUUCCUUACGAGUACAAAUCGAUGAAAUCAUCGAUUUACGACCGAUUUAAUUACGCGAUUGAAAGUAAUAAAAUCGUUGCUGUGGUAAAAAACAGUUUGGAUUUAAAUAAAAGGAAUAUUGAUUUUCAUACAACGUUUUGGUUAAAAAACAUUUUGCAUUGUUUAUUAUCGACGAGUGCUGAAGCGGCGGCGCGCCACGAUUUUCAAAAUAUUCAUUUAAUGCGGGAAUUUAAAGAAGACGAUUUAAGAAAUUUGUUAUUUUGCGCGAACAAUUUGGAUAUGUUGGUUAUUGCGGAAAGAAUGAACAAAACUCAAGACACGAAUUUCGCAAGAUUAAAAUUUCCGUAUAUCCUACACGAAAGUUCGUUUAUUUUGAAACUUUGGGAAUUAUUCAUUGUGAUUUGGACCUUAGUUUUUUCUUUUGCAAUACCCUACAUGGUUUUUGCCAGCGACUUUUUACCAACGUGGUAUUACCCUUUAAUUCUUUUUGGGACUUUUGUGUUUAUGGUUGAUAUUUAUAUACAGAUAUCGACUACGAUUAAAACUCCUUCUGGGGUUAUGAACACUUUGAAGAAAAUAACAACGGUUCGAUUUCAAUCGUUUGGUUUUUGGUUGGACAUUUUUUCUUGUUUGCCUUUUGAGGUUUUUAACCCAAUCGCGGUUGAGGAAUUAACGUCGAAAAGUGUGUCAAUGAUGCAUUUAAACCGGGUUUUGAAGAUAUGGAGGAUUGCGAGGUUAUUUUCGGCUUGGAUGAAUAGCUGCACGGCGAAUCACGUCGUGGUUAUUUAUUGCCAAUACACUUGGAUUUUUUCUUAUGUAACUUUUAGCCUUUUUAUGUAUUUAAAGCACACGAAUCCUGAUUCGGAUUUGUUGCAUCUCAUUUAUAUAAGCGCCCAAUGGGCUAGAGGAUUAGAGUUUACUUUAACUGGUUAUGUUAAAAACAACACGAUUUAUACGCUUAUUCAGGAAUAUGUCGGGUUAACGAUCUUAUCGUUUUAUGGCUCAAUUUCUUAUAUUCACGUUAUUAAGCAUUUUAACGUGUUGAGGGUGCAAGAAAUUAGCGCGGGGUUGAUUGCAAUGGUUAAAAGGAGCAAUUUGAAGGCUUAUUCCCCAAGGAUUAUUAAUUAUUUGUUGGUGCAAUGGCAUUCAAAUCGUUGUUACCACCUUUACAAUGCCAACACACAACCUGUUUAUUUCUCAAAAACCACAUUAGCCGAAACUAUCGAUACGAUGUACGGGGAUCAAGUCCGAAAAAUUUCUUUUUUCCAAUACCUAAGCGAUAAUUCAAUUUAUAACUCGUGCGAUAUAAUGACCGUUUUAAUUUUUGCCCCAAACGAAAUUAUAACUUACUACGGGGGAAUCACAAGUUAUAACUACAUAGUUAUAAACGGUAUAGUUGAGAUGAUUAACUCCCAAGGAGAGCAAAUUAAAAUCAUAAAAGACGUUUUUGCUUGUAAUUUAAUUGAGGUGAUGUUGCAGAUGCCGAAUGCGCAUACUUUUAGGGCGAUAACCCAUUGUAUCGUGUUGAGAUUUGAUCGGACGAAAUUUUUUCGGAAAUUACUUUAUUGCAAGGCAGAUUUUGUGAAUGUUAAAACGACGUUGAAAGCAAGUACCGAUAUUAAAAUCGCUUUAAUUGAUAUGACUAAAGAUGCACCAAGCGAAAUAGAAGAAAAGGAGCAUGAAAAAAAGAAUUUUUUCGUGUAUCCUUUGAUGAUGGAAAAAGAUAGCUUUCAAGAAUACGAUUUUUUUAUCCAUUACGAUCGAUUAUACCCUUUCGAGUUUUUAAGAUACUUCUUUUUGCGCCUUACAAUAAUUCCGGAUGGGACUUUUUUGUAUGUGUGGCAAUGGAUCAGAUCAGUUUUUGUUUUAUUAACAACGAUUUGUUACUUCGUUCCUGUUAUAAUCGUGGAAUACGCUUGGAUACUCAACGUUUUAGACGUUCUUGCUUUAAUCGACAUUUACAUCCGUUUACACGUUUGUUUUUACGAUAAAAAUGGGCUUUUAAUAACUCACCCCUUGCAAACAGCGAGGAAUUACGCUAAAUCAGGCUUAUUAGUCGAUAUAUUCUCAAUAAUCCCAUUUCGAUACAUGUUCACCGUUAAACGCGAUUGGGGUUUAAUGUUAGUAAAUAUUAACCACUUUUUGCAACUUCACAUUUAUUUACAACAAAUGAAAUACAUCCGAACCGAUAUAGUUAAGCCAGUUUCGAAAUGGUACAGCUUAUUUUACGUCCCGUUCAUUUUGGUUUUAUGUAACGGAAUGGGGAUGUUAAUUUUUACGUUGGAAUGCACGAUAAGUGAGGAUUCUAAGGAAAAUAAUGGGAUUUAUGUUGGUUAUACUUGCAUUAAAGAUUCGAUUUUGGAGAAUUCGCCUUUUUUGAAGCCAAUUUCGUUAACUCGCGCUCAUUUGUAUUACGUUUAUAUAAGCACCGUUUUAAUGACGAACGUGUCGUUUCAAGGACCAAUUUUAAACUCGGACGUUGCUAAAUUGUUCUUUAUAAUUGGACUGUUUGUGAGUUUAUACGUAGGAGUUAAAUUAAUCGGACAACUUCAACAACUUCACUUCUUCGGGCAAAACGAACUGUUAGAGAAUCAAAUCGCCAUGAAACAUUUAAAAAAACAUUUAGACACGACGAUUCGCGACUCUAAAUUGCGAAAAACGAUUAUAAGAACGUUCGAAUUGAAAUGGUUGCGAUUACAAGAACAAGGCGUUUUUCGGUUGGUUGCGCCGUUUACUUUGGCUUUAAGAACCGAUAUUUUGUUUCAAUUUUAUGGGAAAAACUUGGUGAAUAAUUCGCCUUUUUUACACGACUCUUCGCUUUUCUUUAAAAAUAUUUUGCCGCUUUUAAAGUUCGAUUUGAUUAUGAAAGGGGGAUUUUUGCAAACGAUUAAUGAUAUCGGCGAUUAUCUUUGUAUAGUUUAUCAAGGUAUGGCUGAUGUUUUAGCGCCGGAUGGGACAACUCUUCAAACGUUGCAAGCUGGGAGUAUUUGUGGGAAUAUUUCAUCGACGCAAUACGCAAGGUUAAAAUUAAGCAUCGUCGCUACAACUCACGUCGAAAUUUUGUUAUGCAAAACUCGAGUUUUCAUUAAUUUAUUGCAAUAUUAUCCCGAAUUACUUCGAGAAUUUGAAAUGUUACGGGCGAAAUACAUUUAUUACGUCCCAACGCAACCUGGAAUUGUAAGAAUUAACGAAUUGGAGAACGCGCAACGUUCGAAAAAUGUCUUUGUGAGAGUUUUAGAACCAAAUAGUCAUUUCGUAAUAGUUUGGACUUUAGCUUUUCUUAUUUUCGCCUGUUAUUUCGGCGUGAUUCUCGAUAUUUAUCAAAUAGGAUCUGGCGAUUACAGCAUGACGGUUUUUACUAUUCAAUAUGUUUCUGAUUUGAUGUAUUUGGCGCACUUUUUAUUGCAAGAUAGAGUAGCUUAUGAAAACGAAUGGGGUUACAUGGUUUACAAUGUGAAACAAAUAAAAAAACGAAAUCGUGAAAACAAAUUUAUGUUAAUGAUAACGAUUAUUAGCAUAUUUCCUGUUGAUGUUUUAAUUUAUACAUUAAACGUUGUUUUUACCAAUAACAACAGUUUUAACGGCAUUUAUAGACUAAACCGAACUUUGAAAAUAGCUUAUUUAAUCAAAUACAUUCAAAUCAAAUCCAGAAAAUUAGAUGUUAACUUAUUUUUAUUGAAAUUAAGUAGUAUCUCGCUUUGCUCGUUCUUAAUUGUAAAUGUUUAUGCGAGUAUUAUAUCUACUAUUAGUUGUACAAUUAAACCAAAUCUUGCCCCGGAAAUUCCUAGUUGGGAUGAAAGAGCUGAAUGGACUUCGGAUGUAAUAUUUCUGGAACAUUUACCUUUUCUUCAUAUCGUUUGGUCUGCUUUUACAGUUUCGCAACAACAAAAUUAUGUACCUCAAGGAACGAUUUUAAUUAUUCUUUUCGUUUUUACAAUGAUUAGUGGUUAUUAUUUUUACAUGGCUGCUUGUUGCGAAGUUUUCAGCAUAGUUAAUGGUGUUUACGUUAAAAAGGGACAAUAUUUAAAACUUUACUACCACAUCAAAUACUUUUUGCUCACCCAAAAUCUUUCGGCAUCACUUCGAAUGAAAUGUAUAAGUAUUUGUAGCGCUUUAUGGAUAAAUUGUGAGGGGGAAAUGUCUCCACGACUUUUAGAAGAAAUGUCUCCUUAUUUGCGAGACGCCACAAUGAAUUGUGCUUUUAAAUUUUUCGUUGGUGCUCAUCCGAUUUGGGAUCAAUGUCAUAAUGAUUUUAUUAGACAAGUUACUCAAAAGAUUCGGUAUAGAAUUUAUUAUCCGGAUGAAUAUGUGCAGUUUAAAGGUGCUAUUGAUAGAACGAUGUAUUUUAUUUUUGAUGGGGAAGUACACAAACUUAUGGAUGAAUACAUGAAUAACGAUAAAAUAGAGGAAAUUUUGUACAAAGGUGAUUCUUUUGGGAUAGAACAAGGAUUGCAAAAAAGAAAAGCUCACGACUAUUCUUAUCGAUGUAAAAGGACUUCUACGAUUUUAUGCUUACAUUUAUUCGAAUGGGAAUAUUUACUAAAAUUUUUCCCUGCUUCAAGACAAAUUUUAUUCAACAGAAUUAUAAAAGGAGAAUAUUUUUAA